UGACACAUAUGUAGUUUGUGGUGACAGUGCUAAAGAACUGCAGACAGGCACUUAGCAGACUGGAUGUGAGCUGGAUGCAAAGAUGCCUCACCCUGGACUUCCUGCUGGCAGUAUGUAAAUACACCUGCAGACUGGCCACACUGGGUGGUUUGUUUUUUUGUUGGUUUUUUUUUUUUUUUUUUUCAGAAGGCAGCAUGAGAGGACCUGACAAAGCAAGAGAAUAGUUGAGACCUUAACCAGCAUUAGAUCUGUGUCUCAGUUGUGGGGGAAGUUUUUUGGUUUUGGUUUUUUGGCUUGGAUUUUUUUUUUUUUUUUUGGUGUGUUUGCUGCAUAUUCAGACUGAAAUCUUCAUCACUACAAUGUUUGCCUCUAUCUGGUAUGCCAAGAAGCUGGGACGCAGGUUUGUGCAUAACGCCAGGAAAGCAAAAGCAGAGAAGGCAAGCCCUGCCCCUAUAAUUGUCAACACAGACACCUUGGACACAAUCCCUUAUGUCAAUGGAACAGAAAUUGAAUAUGAAUUUGAAGAAAUUACUUUGGAGAGGGGGAAUUCCGGCCUGGGGUUCAGUAUUGCUGGAGGAACGGAUAACCCACACAUUGGGGAUGAUCCUGGGAUAUUCAUUACUAAGAUUAUACCAGGAGGAGCUGCAGCAGAGGAUGGAAGACUCAGGGUCAACGAUUGCAUCUUGCGAGUGAACGAGGUCGAUGUGUCUGAAGUCUCACACAGCAAAGCCGUGGAGGCCCUAAAAGAGGCUGGUUCCAUAGUACGAUUGUAUGUUCGUCGAAGAAGACCUAUACUGGAGACCGUGGUAGAGAUCAAGUUGUUCAAAGGACCAAAAGGUCUGGGAUUCAGUAUUGCAGGAGGGGUAGGAAACCAACACAUCCCUGGGGACAACAGCAUUUAUGUCACCAAGAUUAUUGAUGGGGGAGCUGCACAGAAAGAUGGGAGGUUACAGGUUGGAGAUAGACUUCUUAUGGUAAAUAAUUACAGUUUAGAGGAAGUUACCCAUGAAGAGGCAGUAGCGAUACUGAAGAACACAUCAGAUGUAGUCUAUCUGAAAGUUGGAAAGCCCACCACCAUUUACAUGACCGAUCCAUAUGGCCCGCCAGAUAUUACUCACUCUUAUUCUCCGCCAAUGGAAAAUCAUAUACUUUCUGGAAACAAUGGCACUUUAGAGUACAAGACAUCCCUGGCCCCUAUUUCUCCAGGAAGAUACUCACCCAUUCCAAAGCACAUGCUUGUGGAGGAUGACUACACCAGGCCUCCUGAACCUGUUUACAGCACUGUGAACAAACUGUGUGAUAAACCACCUUCUCCUAGGCACUAUUCCCCUGUCGAGUGUGACAAAAGCUUCCUUCUUACAGCUCCCUAUCCCCACUACCACGUAGGCCUGCUCCCUGACUCUGAGAUCACCAGUCAUUCCCAGCACAGCACUGCAACGCGUCCACCCACAGUGAGCUUGCAGCGGACCAUUUCUGUGGAAGGAGAGCCUCGAAAAAUCAUCCUGCACAAGGGCUCCACAGGACUUGGUUUCAACAUUGUGGGAGGUGAAGAUGGGGAAGGCAUUUUCGUGUCUUUCAUCCUAGCAGGUGGGCCUGCAGAUCUCAGUGGAGAACUGCAGCGAGGAGAUCAAAUUUUAUCUGUGAACGGUAUUGAUCUUCGAGGUGCUACCCACGAGCAGGCUGCAGCUGCGCUCAAAGGAGCUGGGCAGACGGUAACAAUCAUAGCACAAUACCAGCCGGAGGAGUACGCUCGAUUUGAGGCAAAAAUCCAUGACCUGCGUGAGCAGAUGAUGAAUCACAGCAUGAGUUCUGGGUCUGGAUCCCUGAGGACUAAUCAGAAGAGGUCACUGUAUGUCAGAGCCAUGUUUGACUAUGACAAGAGCAAAGACAGUGGCCUCCCAAGCCAAGGACUCAGUUUUAAGUAUGGGGACAUCCUUCAUGUCAUCAACGCCUCAGACGAUGAAUGGUGGCAGGCGAGGAGGGUCACUCUGGAGGGGGACAGUGAGGAAAUGGGAGUUAUACCCAGCAAGAGGAGAGUUGAAAGAAAGGAGCGUGCACGUUUGAAGACGGUGAAAUUCAACGCAAAACCUGGUGUAAUUGACUCAAAAGGGUCAUUCAAUGACAAGCGUAAAAAGAACUUCAUCUUUUCACGAAAAUUCCCAUUCUACAAGAGCAAGGAGCAGAGUGAGCAGGAAACAAGUGAUCCAGAACAACAUGUUUCUUCUAAUGCCAGCGAUAGUGAAAGUAGCUACAGAGGCCAAGAAGACUGCAUCUUUUCUUAUGAACCUGUCACAAGACAGGAAAUUAAUUACACCAGGCCGGUUAUUAUUCUGGGUCCUAUGAAAGAUCGGAUCAACGAUGAUUUGAUAUCUGAAUUCCCUGAUAAGUUCGGAUCAUGUGUACCACAUACCACACGGCCAAAGCGUGACUAUGAAGUGGAUGGGAGAGAUUAUCAUUUUGUCAUUUCAAGAGAACAAAUGGAAAAAGAUAUCCAAGAGCACAAAUUUAUAGAAGCUGGGCAGUACAAUGAUAAUUUAUAUGGAACUAGUGUCCAGUCUGUGAGAUUUGUGGCAGAAAGGGGCAAGCACUGUAUACUUGAUGUGUCAGGAAAUGCUAUCAAACGACUACAAGUUGCACAACUCUAUCCCAUCGCUAUCUUCAUUAAGCCUAAAUCAUGGGAGCCUCUGAUGGAAAUGAAUAAACGUCUUACAGAGGAGCAAGCAAAGAAAACCUACGAUCGAGCAAUUAAAUUAGAACAAGAAUUCGGAGAAUAUUUCACAGCUAUUGUCCAAGGAGAUAGCUUAGAAGAUAUAUAUAAUCAAUGCAAACUUGUAAUUGAAGAACAAUCUGGGCCUUUCAUCUGGAUUCCUUCAAAGGAAAAAUUAUAAAUUAGCCACUGCACCUCUGAUUACGACGGGAGAAUAUUUAGAAGAAAACUAUAAUAUACUAUUUGGAGGCUUUCCUGUUUUUGUUGCAUUUAUGUUCUUUGCAGUCAAUGUGAAUUUUGAUGAAUGUACAACACAAAGUGUUUGAAGCCAUGAAGGACACUGAUGGGUCAAAGGGUAGGAACAAAAAGACUUCUACCAUAUAAAGCAAAUCUGUUGUGUGCUCAGAGCACCAGUUGUAGGUAUAAACUUUUGACACGGAGACCCUCUGUCAAGGGGAGCUAGCCACCUCCUGUGCCCAUGCGGACAUUUUGAUCGAUUUCAAUGGCUGAGCUCAGUGUUUUGAUUGCUUUAAAGAGAAGUUCCCAGCUCUUGAACCUCAUAUAGGGCUUGAUCCUGCAAGGCGCUCAGCACUCGACCCCAAUUCCUACACGAGUAGCCUGGUGACUUGGAGGCACUUGUGAUCCUUCCCUCUGCUGUUCAGUUCCAUCAAUUCCAGUAGGACUAUUCAUGUGCUCAAAGCUAAGCACAGGCUUAAGCAUUUUGCUAGAUCAGGGCCACACGCACCUUGCAAAAUCAAGCUCAGAGUACUUGGUCCACUUCUUACUGAGGUCACUGUUAGGACUCUCUGUGACUUGACUGGGAGGUGGGUCCUAUUCUAAGUUUGUCAUUGCAUAUUUGUAGUUGGUACACCUCGACUUUGGUAACUAUGCACAUCUUUUGAUUUCUGAAACCAAGUCAAGCAUUUCUUUUUUCCCCUUUGGAAACACUAUUGCAUCAGGAACUAAUAACAAUAUGGUUUAUUUUAAUGGUGUUUGGGUGUGGGAGAGGAUGGAAGCAUUUCACAUCACACACUCGUGCACUCUAAUACAUUCCCAUGCGGACACACACGUAUGAGGAUUCACAGCACCUAUGUUGACAAGGAGGGAUACAACUGGGAAAAGCUUUAAAAUUUUUGAUUGUCUAUUUUAUCAUUUAUAUUGACAGAAGGCACUUAAAGAUGGAAUAAUUUAUAAAAAUAAAAAUAUAUUGAUGUAUAGAAACUAAUUUCUAUAGGUAAAAAAGUUUUUGUGAAGAUAUUUUGUAAAGAUUAAUUAAUUGAAAGAUUAAAUAUUUACACCCUUGUGUGACUGUAAAAUGUAAAGAGGACCAUCAAGUUGCAUUAUCCCUUUUCCAUAACAGAUUCUCUAUUCUUAAUUACGAGCAAAAUAAUUCCUUAAAUUGUAGUUGUCGUUUUGUUUUUCUUUCAAUUUAAUCCUCUUCCUUGCCUCUAUUUAAUCAUGAUGAACUCCUGUGGAAAGAUCUCUUCAACUGACUGCCCUGUAGGACUUUUCUGAACACAAAAGGAUAAUGCAUCUUUAAAAUGAAAUGGACAACUAUUCAGAAGCAAAAUGUCAAUGCUUAAAUGCGGUUAAUAAUGUCUGUCUCGGGAGGGAGGCAUCCUUCGCCCCCAAAUGUUUUAUGAUUCUUCUUGUUUUUUCCAAGGAAAUAACAAAAGUAUUUGAUCUUUCCUCUCUUUGCAGGCAGGUCACCAACUAACCUAUAUCUUCAUUCAUUUCACAGUCAACAAGGGUCUUAAAAGCAAAAACUGAGGCAAUGGAUGUUUGUGAGGGAUUUGGGGAAAGUCUGUGGAAUUGCAGUUUGGGGUGCAUGGAAAGGGAGGAGGAGAUAUUUCUUUCAUGUUUCGCACCGCCCUUCCUCUGUAUACUGAUGCCAAUCUUCACUGACUCAUAAGGGGACAACUGCAAAAAUGCUAUGACAGUAAACUGAAUUGCCUUUGCUGCUGCUGGACCAUGUUCUCUAUAAAACCCACACUCCUGCCUGCUGCACUGCAGGAGUGCAAUGCCUAUGGCUGGUGGCUACAGUAACCCUAACGCUUAAGGAUGUUUUAAGGGCAAAUGCUAAAUAGACUCCUCUGUUACUUGUCUAUUUGAAGCUUGCAUUUCUACACCCUGUCGAGCUGACAGGUAUACCCAGCCAACUUCCGCGGACAGCGAGACGAGCUGGAUGUUUGCAAAAGCCACCAGCAGCGACAGGGUUAAUAAUACAGGCAGUUUAGUGGCCCUGAGGGGGCCUCCUAAGCUUACUGCCCAACUAUGAUAACUUUGAGAAGUUCACACUUCUUUAACUACUAUUUUUCUUGCCUGGCCAGCGCAGAUUUAUAAACAAGGGUUUCAGUUAAGUCUCCAGAAGAGCUUUGUAAUCAGAAGGGCUAGAAACAUUUUUUUUUCUUUUUUUUUUUACAAAAUAUAAAUUAAUGAAUGCUUUGAUUUUGGAUAAUUCUGCAGAAAUCCACAGAGUGACCCCAGAUCUUUGGAAGCCACGAAUUUUUCCAUACUGGCAAAAUACUAUUGCCCCAGGUUGGGAAUCAGCCCACCAGACCUGAAAAACCAAGUAUCCUAAAGCAGGAACUUCAUUCUAAUUUUCAGCUCUGUUUUAAGCAAUCAAUCACAUCUGCUUCUUUGUUUCUUAGUUCAGCAUGCAGCCUUUUAUGGUACUAUCCUACUAGUAACUGUUUUGCUUUGUCAUGUGCUGUGCUUUAAGGUGAACAGUAACACUACGGCUGAGUACAAUCAAUUUUUCCAUCAGUCCUUGGUUACUGUAGUAACAUUAUUUAUUUUUCCCUGUCUGUUGUUUGUGCUUCCAAUUUAGAGUUGACAUUGCACUUCUUUUUUUUUUUUUUUUUUUAAAUAAAACAUAUAUUUAAAAACAAAUUGUCAAGAGAAGCAGUGAGAGGUCUUAUUUCCCUUAGGACUUGUACUCCCAUUUGUUUUGUGCGUUGACGUUUUGCGUUUCAUGUUUCAGCAUCCGCAGAGCUGCAGUCCAUUUUUGCAUUGCAGCUGUUCAGAUCAUACUGGGUGGUAGUGGGAGGAGGAAGGGAAACAUAAGAUUCAUGCAAAAUUACAUCUGGUGCAAAAAAAAAAAAAAGUCCAAACUCAAAACCCAUAGCAAUUGGCACCUGAGUCCAUAUUGAUGCUAACACAGCUUAGCAUAAUCAGAUUCUCUUUCUGUCCAUGUAAAAGGCUCAGGAGUGUCUAAACAUGAGACAAAUGCAAAUGCUGGACCCUUUAGGAAAAGUGCCAGAUCACACCCCUGGUGCUAUAUCUCAUGUUCUGGCACAGUGUGUAGCACCGUAGGGUCCAAGCAGAAUCAAAAUUAUCACAGCUUUUCGUCCACCCAUGAAUGAUCAUGAUGACAUCUUGCUAGCUUUUUGCAGAUGUGCAAUAUUACAACCUAUUUUUCCUUGCCACAAAAAAAAAAAAAAAAUCUUUCAUGCACUGACUCAUUGAGAGCUUACUAACAGGGCUCAGUGAAACUCAGCACUCUUCACUGGUCUUUGGGUCUGAGCAUCAACCAGUGAAAGAGCCUCUUUCUUGCUUAAUCCCCCUUCCUACAGAGGUGCCCUGUCCAUGCUAGCGCUUUGUAAUUUCUUUGGUAGUUAAGGCUGUUUCUAGAUCAAUAUUCUGUGGUGUAAUUGUGUUUGUAGCUAGCAUGGUUUGAUGCUCCGGUGUGGAUAGGGUCCUAGGAACCACUCUGUGAAAAUCAAGAACAAAAAUCUCUCCACUGCACUGAAAUGUCAAAUCCUCAUCCUGGAGAGCAGUGUGGAACCUGAGCUAAUAACCACUAGGAGCCAGCAACAGUGUCCUAGGUAUACAACAUCCCCCUACCUAUUUACAUUAAUUUUCUACAGAGAAAUUGUUGGUAUUACACCCUCACUGUUACUUGCUCGGUCAAAUUUUAUUAAUUUUUUUCUUUUCUUAUUUUUUUUUCAAAUUUUAUCCCUGACGAGAGGGUUCAGUGAGUGACAACACAUGAGGAUAUUUGUAGGAAAAAUAGUGUUCAUGAAAAAAGUCUCAAGCUUCUUUUUCAGCUGCAGUUUUAAAGCCAUAAUAUCUGCCGUGUUCACAGAAAGUAGUCUUUUAUCCUUCACAACUUUUAAAUCUCAGUAUUUUCCCUCUUGAACAUUUUGUCUGCCAUGUUAUGCAUGCAGUUCUGUGUACUGCAUUCAAGUGCUCAAGCCCAUGCCUUGGUGGAAUAAACUUUUUCUCCUAUUCCAUUAAAAAUCAGACAUCUUGUCAGUUAGUUCAGAAAUAAGAAUGAGGUCAUCACUAUGUUAAAAAAAAAGGCUCCAAUUCUAGGGCACAAAUCAACAUCCAAGCUAUCAGCAAAUAACAUCUGAAAUCUAUCCAGGAUAUAGCCAGCCUGCAUUCUCAGCUGGUGUAAAUCAGAGUCACUUGUCCGAUUUCAGUGGAGUCAUCCCAUUUAUGCCAUCUGAAGUUAAACAUCCCUUGUCCUCAUUACACCGAUUUUUUUUAGCAUUACUGUAAAACUCCAAGGCCAUCUGACUAAACAGCAGCUCAUUACUCUCCUCAUCAUUUACUGCUUAUUUUACUGUAGCACCCAAAGGGCCAAGUCAUGGGCCAAGAUCCCUUUGAGGUAGGUGCUGUGAAUUUGCUGAACAAAAAGACAGCCCGUGCAGAAGGGUUUGCAGAAUGCUGCAGCCCCACUAACAUCAUACCAAGAGCAAUAGGAAUCGCCACCUCACUGGCCCUUUUGAGACUCUGUCUUUAAGAUGAAGAGCAUGAGAGAUGAUCCAUCAUCUCUCAUACCACAUUAGCAACUUGCAGCCUUGACCUACAGCCCAAGCAACUUUCCCUGAUGUAAAACAGCGUUUCUGGGGAUGAGUGGUAGCCAGCAUUCCAGGCAAGAUUUUUUUGGGGGAAAAAAAGCAUUAAAAAAAAAGGAAAAAGAAAAAAUAAUUAAAAAAAGAAGGCAACACUGUUGGCUCUUAGUGGGAUAGCAACGUUUUAAUUUCUGGAUUUGUGCUCCUAAAUUUGAAUUGGCCAGUUUGAAUUUCUGAGUGUAGCAGCCUGUACUCACCAAGCUGCUCCAUCUGGCAUACUGGCCAGCGCACAUCUCUUUAGCAGGAUGUUUCUCAGUCUAGCUGUAGUGUGGGGUACUCAGAAUCUGAACUGGAGUUUACAAAACACCCUGUCCAGCUUACACUCCUGUUAUGUGUAAAUACUCUGUGCAUCCAUUCCAUUUGUGUAAAGAAUAAAGCACACACAAUUAUAAAAAUUAAGCUGUAUAUUUCA
Messenger RNA from Empidonax traillii (willow flycatcher), 7981 nucleotides. Its product is annotated as disks large homolog 2. Gene Ontology annotation, biological process: chemical synaptic transmission. Lineage: Eukaryota; Metazoa; Chordata; Aves; Passeriformes; Tyrannidae. The transcript is spliced from 23 exons. Bases 360 to 2888 code for a protein of 842 amino acids. Gene Ontology annotation, molecular function: kinase binding. Gene Ontology annotation, cellular component: neuromuscular junction; neuron projection; postsynaptic density membrane. The record is from RefSeq and is a predicted model, not a curated record.